GCACUUACAUGGAGGCGCAAAGAUGAUCAAUCGAUGCAUUUUUGGGAGAUUUUUCAACCUCUACAUCAUAAUCCAAUUCUUCUUAUUUUCUUCGCGGUCUUGGGGCUUCCCGUGAAUGUUCCUUCACAAUUUCUUGGGUGCUUCGUGAGGGAAAAAAUUUCUGUGGCGGGUCUUGACGGUCUUGCCGCUAACAAUAACCAUAUUUUGCAUUAA
Messenger RNA from Dentiscutata heterogama, 213 nucleotides. The record is from the annotation of a GenBank genome assembly. NCBI's taxonomy places the organism in Eukaryota, Fungi, Glomeromycota, Glomeromycetes, Diversisporales, Gigasporaceae.